CAUUUUAGCACCGAAACCGACGGUGCCGCGGGGGAGGGGCUGGAUGGAUCACUCCAACACGGUGGAGUCGAGACGUGUGGCCUCGCGGGAGGCAGCCAAUCAAAUAUCCUUUAACUUUAGGGUACCGUCUUAAGUCCUCUCCUCCGUUCCCUACGCCGUUACAGGUGUUAACUAGAUGCGUUAAAGAUACCGUGGUUGGAAAUGAAGUACAUGGGCAGCGGACAAACUCUCAGAGUCGUUGUGGUCUUAUCGUUUUUCUCACGCGGCUUACUUUGGAGUUUUCGAGAGGAUCAAGAUGACACCGACAGAGAGACCUGCUCAGAAAACAAAAUUGCUACAACAAAAUACCCUUGUAAAAAAACAACGGGGGAAGUAACAACUUGUUACAGGAAGAAGUGCUGUGAAGGGUUUAAGUUUAUGCUGGGACAGUGCAUUCCUGAAGAUUACGACGUGUGCGCAGACGCCCCUUGUGAACAGCAGUGCACGGACCACUUUGGUCGUGUGGUGUGUACCUGUUAUCCAGGAUACCGCUAUGACCGCGAGCGUCACCGGAACCGGGAGAAGCCGUACUGUCUUGAUGUGGACGAGUGUGCCAACACAAACGAGACGCUGUGCUCUCAGACGUGCGUGAACACCGCGGGCAGCUACAGGUGUGAGUGUGAGAAAGGCUCCUUCCUGGAGGAGGACGGGCGGACGUGCACCCGGGGGGAGAGAGCGUCGCUCUUCGAGAAGUCUGACAACGUGAUGAAGGCUUCUAUGUGCGAGGCAACUUGUGAGGACUUUCAGCAGAUCAAGAUGACAGUCCUGCAGCUCAAGCAAAAGAUGGCCAUGCUGCCCAACAACGCGGAGAUCACCAAGCAGACGACCAAUGAGAAGAGGCUGACAUCACACAACUUCCUGCAGGCACCCUCUGUGCAGCCGGGACCUCCAGGAUCUCCAGGACUCCAAGGCUCGUCUGGACCCCCAGGGAUGAUAGGGUCACCGGGACCUCCAGGACCCCGGGGCCUGAUGGGGCCAGUCGGGCCCUCACCAGAUCUCUCCCACAUCAAACUGGGACGACGAGGGCCAAUGGGUCCCCAUGGUGCCCCAGGGAAAGAUGGCAUGAAGGGGGACAGAGGGGCUCCUGGCCUUUCCGGACCUCCAGGGCCCCCAGGAUCCUUUGACUUCCUCUUGCUGCUCAUGGCGGACAUCCGUAAUGACAUUGCAGAGCUCCAGAGCAAGGUGUUCGGUCGACAGAUGCCCUUCCCUGGAGAGGACUUUCCUCAGGACACAGACAACUGGAGGGACAGUUCCGACAUGCAGGACAUAGGCUCCGGAGAGGACUACAAAUCCCAGCCUGCUCCAAAAAGCAACAGGAAGAGGAAACAGUCACAUAUUUUUAAAAAGCCUGACUGGACAGUUUGAGAUCAAUGUGAUGAAAGUGAACUGAUUACAAAAUAAUUCAAAAAUACUCAGUUGGUGUAAAUAUCAGAAAGUUUUUUAUUUAACUGUGUAUUCUCAAAAGGGCAGAAUGUAUUUCAUUUUUGGCAAAUUCUAUUUUUGUAAGAUCAAUAUGUGUAUAUUGUUGAUAUGUUUGGUCAUGACUUUUUUCUUUAAUUUUACUGUACUCUCAAAUCUAUCAGUGCAAAGUAAAUUGUGUUGUUUUUCCAUGCAUGAUUUUGUGUUUUCACUGAAAUAACUCCCUGUCUCUAACCUGAAUACUUCACAUUUCCCCAUGGACGUCCUGUCAGUGUAUUAAUGACAUCACAAGCCAGACCUCGGGAGCACAGAGCAGCAGAGUUUGAUAUAAUGAACAUAAUGAGUUUAAAUACAGACUCACACACCCACCACUCACACUUUACAAAUACACACAAGUCACACACACACAUACAUACAUACAUACAUACAUACUCAGGUUAAUCAAACCGUUAGAUAGACAGCAAAUCCAAAAACAUCUGUCAUUUUACUAAUGAAAAAGGCCCCCUCCUUUAAUUCCUGACCUUUUUCUGUUCUGACAAUAAAAAGAUGUAUUGAAUUGAUAGAUUGGUCACCUCCUCGCGUGCACCCUUGUCUCUGUCUUCACCUGUCACAUAGAAACAAGAAACUGGAACUUGGUGAAUGGAUACUAUAAAGCCUUAAUGAAAUGUA
Messenger RNA from Clupea harengus (Atlantic herring), 2127 nucleotides. It is a transcript of the gene ccbe1, whose product is annotated as collagen and calcium binding EGF domains 1. The record is from RefSeq and is a predicted model, not a curated record. Gene Ontology annotation, molecular function: calcium ion binding. Lineage: Eukaryota; Metazoa; Chordata; Actinopteri; Clupeiformes; Clupeidae.